GAGGGCUCGGGACUAGUGUUCGGGGGACGACCCUCCUCGCGUCCCCAGACGCAGCAGAUGUGGCAAAAACCCUCUCUUUGUUCGGGCCGCGGGGGGGGGCGGAAUGGCCCUGUGGUGCCCCAGGGGGCGGCUCCGGGGGACGAAGGUGGGGGCCGGCGGGAGGGAGGGAGGAGUGCCGCGGGGCGGGGCGCAGCGCCGAGAGGAGCCGCCCCCCCUCUCCGCCCUCCCGCUCCGCUCCGCGCCCGCCGACGGUGCCGGUGCCGGUGGCGGUGCCGCCCGCUCCCGCCGCCCCCUGCCCGGAGCGGGCCGGCCCGGCGGCACCAUGGCCGGGCAGGAGUGGGAUUGGUUCCAGCGCGAGGAGCUGAUCGGGCACAUCAGCGACAUCCGAGUGCAGAACCUCCAAGUGGAACGGGAAAAUGUGCAGAAGAGGACCUUUACCAGAUGGAUAAACCUACAUUUGGGAAAGUGCAAACCUCCUCUGAAAGUGAGAGAUUUGUUCAUGGAUAUACAAGAUGGCAAAAUCUUGAUGGCACUACUGGAAGUCCUGUCAGGACAGAAGCUGAUGCAUGAAUACAAAUCUUCAACCCAUCGCAUUUUUCGUUUGAACAACAUAGCCAAAGCACUUAAGUUCCUGGAGGACAGUAAUGUAAAGCUUGUUAGCAUUGAUGCAGCAGAAAUAGCAGAUGGAAAUUCCUCUCUGGUACUUGGACUAAUAUGGAAUAUAAUAUUGUUUUUUCAGAUUAAAGAGCUGACAGGCAACCUCAACAGGAACUCCUCCUCGUCCAGCCUCUCAUCUGGACCCAGUGGGCCAGAGUCAGACACAUCAUACCCCAGCACUCCUAACAUAGAAAGAAGCAUGUCUGUCACAGUGAAGGACCAGCGAAAAGCCAUCAGAGCCCUUUUAUUCUGGGUUCAGAGGAAAACCAGAAAAUACGGUGUUGCAGUUCAGGACUUUGCCAGCAGCUGGAGGAGCGGCCUUGCCUUCUUAGCUAUCAUAAAAGCAAUAGACUCCACUUUGGUAAACAUGAAGCAUGCAUUGGAAAAAUCAGCUCGAGAAAACUUGGAGGAUGCUUUUAGCAUUGCACAAAACAAGCUGGGUGUUCCUAGGCUUCUAGAGCCAGAAGAUAUAAUGGUGGAAUCCCCAGAUGAGCAGUCCAUUGUGACCUAUGUGGCCCAGUUCCUUGAACACUUCCCAGAGCUGGAGGGAGAAGACUUUACAGAUCCUGAGAAGGAGCUUCCAAUUGAAUCUACGUAUGUUCACAUCAAAGACACGCCUUCAGAAAAGGAAAGCAAAAUCUUGAUUUUAAGGGAAAGUGACAAAAAUAUGUACACUGUUAAUCAUGAAAGGAGUCACCCUGCUCCUCCAAAGGUUCAUAUUCAUGAUACCCCUGAGAGAAUUCUGUCAGAAACUGUUCCUGAAGCAUGUAAUGGCAAAUUGAGUCAAGUGUUAGAUGAUUCUCAGGAAAUCUCUGAAGGUGAGCCACGAAGGCCUACUUCACUGAAAAUUACAGGAUCUGUCAGUUAUGAAUCAAAUUCCUCCUGGGAAGUUCUUAGUGAUAAGUUGAUGCCAGGUGAUGGUGACAUAUCUGAUGAUCCACUGAAACAGAGUGAUGACCUUUCUCCAGCUGUUCUGACAGAUCAGAAAAAUUCUGUUGACUCUUUUGAAGACUACUCUGAAGAAUUAACAAAAGAAACCUAUACUGAAUAUGACAAUGAAACAAAGAGCCUUUCAGCCAAUACUUCUUCUUUAAGUCCAUUGUCUUGGACUUCAGGUAUACUUACAGAUGAAUCUAUAAAUAAAGUAGAAGAGAGCAAUUCCCAAAAUUCAAUUAUUUUACCAGAAGUUACCUCUAAACAAGAAGAUACGCAUAAGUAUGUUCUUCAUCUUUUAAAUGAGGAUGUACUGAAACAGCCAGAAAAUGAACAUACAAAGCAAUCGCCUGUUUUGGAGACAACAGAAAAUAACCAUUGUUCAUUGAAUGGUUCUAAUCUCAAAAGCCGAGAAAUAUCUACACUGCUAGAAACAUCUGAUGACUCUCUCUCAGAUGUGCCCAAUAAUGGAGAAGACUCAGACAGUUGUGAUGAAGAUGAGUCUUCAGCAGAAGUGCUACUCAGUUCUUCAAAAGUGUCUGUAAUCCCCCAUGAUCUCUUCUAUUAUCCACAUUAUAACGUUCCCAUAUCAGCAGUUUUGGAUGCUUAUGUUGAGCCUUGUCUUGAAAGACAUGAUGCUGAAAAUGACAAAUAUUUUUCUGAAACAGUAACAGAUAUAUUACAUGAGAAAGGGAUACCGGCACAGGACUACAAGGAGGAUGCUCCAGAGCCAGGCUUAGGGAAUAAUCAUGAUGUCCCUUCAUUGGAAGUAGGUACUGAGAAUGGAGAGGAGGAGACAAUAAAUAUAAACGGCCAUAGCAGUUCUUUCUAUGAAAAAGAAGUGCCAUUACUAAUAGGAGAGAUAGAAAUUGAAAUAGACAGCCAAAAAGCCACCGGCAAUGAAGAUUCCAUAAUUCUGCAGCACCCUGAGGCCAUAGGAGACAAUCUAGUUGACUUUGCAACAAUGGGAAUAAGACUGGAAGAAAGUAGUAAUGGGAAGGAAAAAAAGGAGAAUAUGAUGGAAGCAGAAGACUUACAGAUCACAGAAGUUGGGCAUACUACACUGUUAGACGAACUGGAAGAAAUUGCUAAUAGCCAGGAGUUGACCAGAACUUGUGGCAAUGAUUCCAACAUUUUUCUCCGAAAAAGGUUUCCUGAUACUUCUGAGAUGGAAACCUCUGGUAAAAAGGAUCAGAAGAUGACAGAAAUGGGUGAAAAUCUAUUGAUCGCUGGGAUGAAAAAGGAUGUGGAAACACGUGAGACUGCAGCACCUCCUUGCCAGACUCCAAGCGCUGAGCAAUCAGAGCUACUGUACUUCAUCAUUUUCCUCUGGGUGCUUGUCUACUGCCUUUUAGUCCUUCCACAGCUUUUUAGCUUCAAAGUGUGAUCUCUGUGAGGUGUGUAAAAAUAAAAGACGGUGGCUUGA
Molecule: messenger RNA, 3016 nt
Organism: Phasianus colchicus (ring-necked pheasant)
Lineage: Eukaryota; Metazoa; Chordata; Aves; Galliformes; Phasianidae
Gene: CLMN
Product: calmin
Biological process (GO): nuclear migration
Cellular component (GO): nuclear outer membrane; meiotic nuclear membrane microtubule tethering complex; cytoplasm
Molecular function (GO): actin filament binding
Source: RefSeq, a predicted model, not a curated record